AUGUCAUCCUCAUCAAUCCCAUCACUAAUCUCAUCCUCACUCCUAAGAAAAACAACCCCCAUCACCAAACCUCUCUACACCACAAACUCAAACUCUAGAAAACCUCUCCCCAUCAUCAACACCAUCACCAUGUCGAGUCUUUCCUCAAAUAAUGACAACAACACACCCGACUACCCGGGAAAAGCCCCACCCGAAAUUCCAAUCAUACCCAAAACCGAACCUCCUUCAGUUCCUAAAGAGAAUCCAACCAUUCCUACCCGUGAACCCGAAAUAGACCUGGAUGUGCCACCCGAGAUAGUUACUAAUCCUCCUGAGUUCAUACCGUUUCCGAAUCCGAAACCGAAACCGGAAGGUCCUAAACCUCCACUAUCUCCUCCGGGACAAGAUACGCCGUUCCCAAUACCUGAUGUUGUGCCGCCUCAGCCACCUGAUGUUGUUCCCCCGCGUCCUCCUGGACCGGAUAUCGUUCCGCCGCCAUGUAUUCCGCCGCCACCAACCGGACCAACUAUGAUAUAA
Molecule: messenger RNA, 516 nt
Organism: Lathyrus sativus (Indian pea)
Lineage: Eukaryota; Viridiplantae; Streptophyta; Magnoliopsida; Fabales; Fabaceae
Source: the annotation of a GenBank genome assembly